AUGCAGCAAAGCGAACAAGAGCGACUCCUACUGUUCUCCCCACCUGGCGUUAGUGUACCGCCUGAAUUCGCAGCACCUGGCGUUAGUGUACCGCCUGAACCGCCGGAGUUUGCUCCAUUUGGCGUCAGCGUACCACUCGAAGUGGCAUUGCCUGAGUUUGCUCCACCUGAAGUGGUGCAAGAAAGUUGUCAUGCGUCUCGCAUAGAGGAAGCUUUGAAUAUUUGA
Plasmopara halstedii is the source of this 225-nucleotide messenger RNA. RefSeq lists its product as uncharacterized. Lineage: Eukaryota; Oomycota; Peronosporomycetes; Peronosporales; Peronosporaceae. The record is from RefSeq and is a predicted model, not a curated record. Bases 1 to 225 code for a protein of 74 amino acids. The transcript is spliced from 2 exons.